CUUUUCCUUAAACCCUAACCAACACUCACACAUAAUUGUAUCUCUCCAUUACAUUCAAACUCUGCAAUCAAUCAAAAUCCCUAAUAAUAAAUGGCUGCCAACACCAACAAUAAUAAUAAUAAUAUGUCGGUCGAGGUAAACAGGGAACAGAUUUUUGGAAUGGCAGAAAAGGAGAUGGAGUAUAGGGUUGAAUUGUUUAACAAGCUAACUCAGACAUGUUUUGCCAAGUGUGUUGAGAGAAGGUACAAAGAGCCCGAGUUAAACUUGGGUGAAACUAGCUGCAUUGAUCGCUGCGUUUCCAAGUAUUGGCAGAUAACAAAUCUCGUGGGUCAGAUGCUUGGUUCUGGCAAACCACCAAUGUAAUCUUUGAUUGUCAUCAGUUUUUUGCGAGGAUUCUGAGUUGCAAUGAAUACUUGUUCCUGGCUCUGGGAUGCUCACGGUAACAUUUAUAUGAGUUCUGCACAUUUUCUAGUCUCUAGUUAUAAAGUACAUGAGUUACUAUAUGGUGAUUGCCGAAAACAUACCUUUGGUACCUCAUAUGAUACAUUGAAAGGAUUUCAUUUUGAUGUGAACUAUGAAUUUCAUCAUUUUUGUUAUAAUAUUGACCUAUGCUAAGUAACAAUGUUGGCUUAUAAAACUUUAUAAAUGUGUUAAAGUGAGUUCUGACUUGGUUUA
Messenger RNA from Erigeron canadensis, 675 nucleotides. Its product is annotated as mitochondrial import inner membrane translocase subunit TIM10-like. Lineage: Eukaryota; Viridiplantae; Streptophyta; Magnoliopsida; Asterales; Asteraceae. Gene Ontology annotation, biological process: protein insertion into mitochondrial inner membrane. The coding region runs from base 91 to 363 and encodes 90 amino acids. The record is from RefSeq and is a predicted model, not a curated record. Gene Ontology annotation, cellular component: mitochondrial inner membrane. The transcript is spliced from 5 exons.